CUUCUCUGCUCUGUCUCAUUUCUCAUUUCAUAUUUAGCGCUCGAUAUUUUACGACUGUUUGGCUUUUCACAAAUGUCGCCAUCUUGCGGAGUAAAAAAAUUAAAACAAACAAAAUGGCUUCUGUGAAUGAUCUUAACGUAUCCCAGACAAGAAGAAGCUCAUCUCGUAAUAUUAAAAGAAAAAAAUUUGAUGAUGAGUUGGUUGAAAGCAGUAUAUCGCAUCCCAGACAAGGGAGAUCUCGUACCUCAUCAACUUCAAUGGCCCCCGGAAUAACUGGACAAGUUACUUGUGGUAAGGAUGUUCCAUUAACUCCUGGUUUACCGCUUUCUGGUGUUUUACAUUCUCCUCUAUCAGUGGCCAUCCCCACACCAACAAUAUCAACCAGCGAAGCCCUGAAUAAACGUCCAAAACCCGUGACAACAUUCUCAAAAAGACGGCGCCAUCGGCAAGCUCACAACAAUGCUGUCAAGGACAUAGGUCGAUGGAAAGCACAAGAUGAUCUUGCCCUCAUAUUAGCUGUACAACAGACCAAUAACUUGGAAGAUGUUUAUCGUGGUGUCAAAUUUUCAUGUAAAUUUACCUUGAAAGAGAUAGAAAAUCGUUGGUAUGCUCUUUUGUAUGAUCCAACCAUUGCCAAGAUUAGUGUUUCAUCAAUACGUCAAUUACACACAGAUGUAAUUGCAUUAACUCACAGAAAAACAAUUUUCAGUCAACAAGAAGAAGACAUUCUGAAAACAGUCCCAUCCGCAUCUUUACCAACAGUUGAAUUGUUUGAGGAGAUGCUUUCCAAGAACACUGAUGUGUUUCUUACUUUUCGCACCGCGAAGUGUUUGUUGAAUCAUUGGACCCUUCUAAAGCAUCACCAUCUCUUACCUGACCAGUCAAUACAAUAUUUUUCCCGUCAUCAGGACUUGAUGAACUUCUCAGAUGGUGAAGAUUCAAUUGAGAAAGAUGUUGAAGCCUCUUUGGGCCUUCCCUGUAAACAAGAUGAUAUUCUCCAUUCGGAACAUAUCUUAUCCGAUCGAAAGAAUAAAAGAGAAAUUCGCCGAUUAGAAAAUGAAAUACCUCGUUGGCAAGUGUUAGUAGAUAGUAUAACUGGUGUUGCGCCAUCAGAUUUCGACAAUCAUACUUUAGCAGUCUUGAGGGGUCGUCUUGUGCGUUAUCUGAUGAGAUCACGAGAGAUAACAUUAGGAAGGUGUACAAAAGAUAGUGAAGUUGAUGUUAAUCUUUCAUUGGAAGGUCCAGCGGCAAAAAUAUCUCGGAAACAAGGAUUAAUUAAGUUGCAGCCAAAUGGGGAUUUUAUGCUAGCCAAUACGGGUAAAAGACCAAUCUAUGUUGAUUCGAAACCCAUUAUCGGAUCUCUGCAUUGUGCAAAGUUGUUUAAUAAUUCGGUGGUUGAGAUUGCUGGACUUAAAUUUGUAUUCUUAAUUAACCAAGACUUGAUAGCAGCAGUCCGCACCGAAGCUCUAAAAAGUCAAAUGUAGAUGAGUUUUGUACUGAAUAUGAAAAAUAAUUGACAGCAAAGUCAAAUCAAUUUACCAAUAAAAUAAAAUGUUAUUAUUUUCUCAAAAUGCAAAA
Molecule: messenger RNA, 1578 nt
Organism: Tetranychus urticae (two-spotted spider mite)
Lineage: Eukaryota; Metazoa; Arthropoda; Arachnida; Trombidiformes; Tetranychidae
Product: microspherule protein Rcd5
Biological process (GO): positive regulation of transcription by RNA polymerase II
Cellular component (GO): Ino80 complex; MLL1 complex; NSL complex
Molecular function (GO): protein binding; G-quadruplex RNA binding
Source: RefSeq, a predicted model, not a curated record